AUGUCCGCCGUUAAGGGCUCGGCGACGCUGACGUCAUCGCUGAGCCUCUACGCCGCGCCCACGCCGCACAACUCCCCCGAGGAAGCACCCGCUCCUGCUCCCGCACUCGUCCGUUGCGCCACUUCCCCCAUCCCGCGCGCUAGGUCUCCCAUUCCCCGCUCCACGUCGUCGAUCGGCGGUGUGGUGGGAUCCGCGGGAGGGGUAUUGGCGGAAGGUGGAACGGGGAGGCGGAGCCGCGCCAAGUGGCAGGUUGGCGGAAAGAUCGGCGCUGUGCUGGGGAAGGACCCCGCGGGACUGCUAGCUGCUAUUAACGCUAUUCGCGAGCAUCGUGGCUCACAGCAACGUCAUUACGAUGCCGCUGAUGAAGGCGGCUCUGCAACCACAACCCGCCGGCUGCGUUCCUCACUCGCCUCCCAGCUCUCUUCCCCCGCGCUCCCCGCGGGGAUCCCCCCCGCAAGCCGUCGCGCGCCAAACUCCGCCGCCGCUGGAACGGGAGGGCCGCGCGUCCUGCGCCCCCGUUCCCCCUCCCCCAUGCGCCGGGCGCGCAGCCCGCGGGCGCUCUCCUCCCCAGCCCCCGACCACGGUGCGCCGCCAGUUUCUCGCUAUCAGGAUGAGAUCCCAGCCGUUGCUGGUAGUAUCGGCGCUGGCAGUGCU
Molecule: messenger RNA, 654 nt
Organism: Closterium sp. NIES-65
Lineage: Eukaryota; Viridiplantae; Streptophyta; Zygnematophyceae; Desmidiales; Closteriaceae
Source: the annotation of a GenBank genome assembly